AUGGAGUCUGUACACGAACCCUGUGAAUACACCAACAACACAGCGGAGAACCAUGCUCAUCAGCUUGAUGAGACGCCAGCUCCUGGUGAGACUGAUGGAGGGAGAAAGAAGGCAGGGAGAGAGGAGAAAAAGAAGUGCUUCUGGAGGUGGCCGUUUGGUCUUGAUGAGACUGAUGGAGGGAGAAAGGAGACAGGAAUAGAAGAGAAAAAGAAGUGCUUCUGGAGGUGGCCCGCUCUCGCUCUCCGCUUUCCUUGCCGCAGAACUGCAAAACGCAACCUGGUUAAGGCUGAGAAGAAGCGCAAGCGUGUGGCGGGAACAUCUCGCAGACAUGACAAGGGAACAGUCCCAUUUAUAACAAAGAACCACAGUUACAUUUUGAGGUGUUAUAAAAUCGGUCCCAAGCUAGGUAAAGGAGGAUUUGGUUUGGUGUACGCCGGGACUCGCCGCAAGGAUGGACUCAAGGUUGCUGUGAAAUUUUCAUUGAAGCCACCAAACAUGCCAUAUAUCACAGUGCCUGGUCAUCCCAAACGCCUCCCCUUGGAGAUUGGCCUGACACUUACGGCCAAUAAAUGCCCCAGAUCCCCUCAAAUCAUUAAACUGCUGGACUGGCAGGAAUACACUGACCACUACAUCAUGGUCAUGGAGCGGCCCUUGCCUUGCAUGGACUUGCUUAGUUUCAUGGAGCUCCACGGAGGAACCCUUAACGAGGACACGGCACGACAUGUUAUGCGGCAGGUCAUUCGUGCUGCUAACGUUUGCUGUGAGAAUGGUGUCUACCAUCGGGACAUCAAACCAGAGAACCUGCUGGUCAAUCAGGACACCAUGGAGGUGAAACUGAUUCACUUCGGUUGCGGUGCUCUCAUGAAAGAAUCGGCCUUCAAAUUCUUCUGUGGCACAAGAGAGUACAUUCCUCCAGAGUUCAAGCUUACUGGCAAAUACCAUGCCAAGCCGAUGACAGUGUGGUCACUUGGGAUCCUGCUGUUUGAAAUGGUGUGCGGGGAUUUUCCCACAGCCAAGGACCUGUACAUGACCGCUGCCAACAUCUGGACCAAACCAGGCCUGUCACAAGAAUGCUGCAAACUGAUUUGUGAUUGUCUGCAGCCUAUGCCAAAGAAGAGACUCACUCUGGAGAAGAUGCAUCUCCAUGACUGGUUUAAGGUCAUGGAUGAAAUCAUGGAGAGAACAUCAGAAAACGACACCUGUCACGGCCACCCUUGA
Molecule: messenger RNA, 1218 nt
Organism: Sinocyclocheilus anshuiensis
Lineage: Eukaryota; Metazoa; Chordata; Actinopteri; Cypriniformes; Cyprinidae
Product: serine/threonine-protein kinase pim-2-like
Exons: 7
Coding region: 1-1218 (405 amino acids)
Biological process (GO): regulation of mitotic cell cycle; negative regulation of apoptotic process; protein autophosphorylation
Cellular component (GO): cytoplasm
Molecular function (GO): protein serine/threonine kinase activity; ATP binding
Source: RefSeq, a predicted model, not a curated record